AUGGAGGAGUAUCGCUACUACGCAUCUUCUGCUCGCAAAGUAGCAGCUGCAGUUUGGAUAGCUCUGAUUGCGCUGUUAGGGUAUGCCUGCGCCGGCGCUGGAGCGCAAUGCGGCAGUGAAGCGCCCGUCGAUACCGUGCCUUGUCGUAACUACGAGCAGUGCGUGGACAAAGUCAUCACCGCGCUGCAGAAUGCAACGCCCAACAAAAAGGACUUGAGUUACACCAGGAUAUACCCGCGUGGCACCUUCGGCGGCGUCACAGGUUCCGCCAGUUGUGUCCUGGGGACCGAACUCCAACACUGCCAAGAGUGUCUUGUUGGUGCCAAGGCCGUGCUGGAUGGCUGCAAAUCUUACGCCGCCGCUGGCUCUUUCGUCGGAGACGUCUGUACCAUGACAUAUGCCCAGUUCCUCCCUCAUGAAUAA
This is a messenger RNA of Linum tenue, 423 nucleotides long. The record is from the annotation of a GenBank genome assembly. Lineage: Eukaryota; Viridiplantae; Streptophyta; Magnoliopsida; Malpighiales; Linaceae.